Molecule: messenger RNA, 1943 nt
Organism: Punica granatum (pomegranate)
Lineage: Eukaryota; Viridiplantae; Streptophyta; Magnoliopsida; Myrtales; Lythraceae
Source: RefSeq, a predicted model, not a curated record
AGCAGAGGACCCACAAUAAGUCUGCACUAAUGGGCAACAUGAUACCAUAACUUUUUCAUGCAAUUCUCUGGACCCCUAUUCCUCUGUCCUACCACCAUUAUAAAUUAUCAUGGCUUGCAUUACCCUUUACGCACUUCCCGCCAGUCCCCCCCUUCCUCUCUUUCUCUCUUUCUUCUUCUUCUUCUUCUUCCAUUCCCCUCUCUCUCUCUCUCUGCCGCCCUCCUCAGCUUUAUCAUUUUCUUCCUCUCACCUUCUCUUAUUCUUCUAAUCCCUACCAUCUUCCCUUGUCAAGCAGCCUUUUUCUUUUCCAAUGUUAUUUCUCUUUUCCAUUUAGCCUGGUACAACUUUGGAAAUAUCGUGGCCUGGCCGGCGAAAGUAGCUACCCUGACAAAAGCUAGCUAUUACCGGCCCUAACUGCUCUUUCUUGCUCGCCAGGCGAUAUGAAUCUAUCGAUAAAUGGGCAGUCUCAGGUUCCUCCCGGCUUCAGGUUCCACCCGACAGAAGAGGAACUUCUCCACUACUACCUGAGGAAGAAGGUCGCGUAUGAGAAGAUAGACCUUGAUGUGAUCCGCGAGGUCGAUCUCAAUAAGCUUGAGCCGUGGGAUAUCCAAGAGAAAUGUAGAAUUGGGUCUACACCCCAAAACGAUUGGUACUUUUUCAGUCACAAGGACAAGAAAUAUCCAACAGGGACAAGGACGAAUCGAGCGACGGCUGCUGGGUUCUGGAAGGCCACCGGCCGUGACAAGAUCAUAUACAGUGGAUGCAGACGGAUCGGGUUGAGGAAAACUUUAGUCUUCUACAAAGGCAGAGCCCCACAUGGCCUAAAGUCGGAUUGGAUUAUGCAUGAGUAUCGGCUCGAUGACAACAACCAGGAGCCGAACGGUCUUGCUUCGCCUGUUGAUGUGAAUAUGCCUGAAGAAGGUUGGGUCGUCUGCCGGGUGUUCAAGAAGAAAAAUUACCAGAAAGCCCUCGACAGCCCACGGAGUGCGUCCACUGCCGCCUCGAUGGACUCGAAGAUCCAGAUGUUGUGCUCUGCCGGCAACCAAGCAGGUGUCCUCGACCAGAUACUCUCCUACAUGGGAAGAACAUCCUGUAAGGUCGAGAACGAGACAAGCUUAAACCCCAAACAUCCCGAAAGAAAUUACAACAACAUCGUCGACAACGGUAACAGUAAUGGUAACAACAACAAUAAUAACAAGCAGUACCAGUUCCCACCAGGCGACGCCCUUCACCAAGAGAGGUUCAUGCAUCUCCCGGGACUCGACAGUCCGACCAUGCCACCUCCUCCUCCCAUCUCGAGCAGUUCGUCUCAUUUUGACCAAUACCAGCCGUUCGAAGAGCUGAUGCUUCCCGAGGCAGAGCCAGCAGCUUCCUCGGACGCCGCCACCCCGGACAACUCCGAGCCGCUGCCGGGGCCAGUUGGGCUGAGUGACUGGGCAGCCCUGGACCGGCUUGUGGCCUCACAGCUCAACGGCCACGACGAGCAGACCGAGCCGGCAAGACAGUUCUGCUGCUUCGGGGACGACCUUCAUGAGCUCCAUCAGGUACGGCUGAACCGGGGGAACAAUAAUAAUCAGGGCUUGCAGAUGUUUGGCUGCGAGAGUGAUUUCUUCUGGAGCGGCUUCACGGGGAAGUCUUCGUCGUCGUCGUCAUCAUCAGACCCAUUACGCCACUUGUCGGUAUAACGGAAGUAAUAAUUAAUGAAAUUCCAGAUAUUCAUACCAAAUUAAUAAUAAAUAUAUAGCGCUUUCCAACAAAAGGCCCACUGUACCUAGAGAUACUUGAAAGAUUAAUAUAUAUACACGUAGAAUAUAUUAAUCGAAUAAUAAAUAGUAAUUGUAGUUAUAAUUCUCCGGUGACAUGCAUGUUUUAAGUUGUUGUGGCCUUGUCAACACAUUGCUGAUUUUUCUUAAUAAAAACAUCUUUAUUUUUUCCGUACCCAA